AAGAAUGUUGCACUCUGAAGUUGAAGAAUAUAUUCUCUUCUAUAAAUUUGCUGGUGCUGUCUAAUUUUGUGUUGGUGCCAUGGCUAUUAAUCUCCUUGUGCUGAUGAAAAAUCUCAAUGCUCACUUGGAGGAUGGGUAAAGAAAAAACAGAUGAAGUUUCCUUCACUGGAGAAAAUUCUACGCAUGUUCUCAAGAUUUAUGAUGAAAUAAAUCUAAGCAUUGGGAAUGACAAUGUUAGAAUGUCAUGUUUCUUCUUGAAGUCAGAUAUUCACUUGCCAAACAGUUCACCGGGAGAAGAUGGUGAGCAGAUAACUUUUGCUGGGAAGUUAGAGGCAGAUCAUGGCGCUGGUACUUUCGAUGAGGAUGUUUCACUGCUCAAGUUAGAUUCCUUAGCUGAAGGGGUAUGGAACUACUACCUUGGAAGAUAUUCAACAUGGCACUACCAAAAUGGUAUAUACUUGUAUGAAAUAACUGAUUAGGCAUGUUUUCUAUUUAAAAUCUCUAUAUGUUUCUGAUGAUAAAACUCAUUAUUGCAAUGAUCAACUUAUUGAUCAGUAAGUUGAUCUUAGUUCAGAGACAAUUUCCGGAUGGAAGCUGAGUUGUCUGUUUCUUCUGAAAAAACUUUAGUAACUUGACCUGCCUUAGCAUUGUGAUGGAUUAAUGGUUUCUCUGAGACCCUGAGCCUCUUUUUCA
Molecule: messenger RNA, 693 nt
Organism: Zingiber officinale
Lineage: Eukaryota; Viridiplantae; Streptophyta; Magnoliopsida; Zingiberales; Zingiberaceae
Exons: 2
Coding region: 117-479 (120 amino acids)
Source: RefSeq, a predicted model, not a curated record